AUGUCCGCAGCCGAAGCAAAUGCGUUCAUCCAGGAGGUCUGGGGCUUGCAGGGUGCUGCCUAUCUCGUAGUCGGAUUACGAUACUACAGCCGAGCCUCUACGUUGGGAUGGAGAAAGUUUGCUUGGGAUGACGCCCUGAUGUUCCUGGCAAUUCUUGUAUAUACUGCGGAGUCAGUGGCGGCAUAUUUUGUCGUCGCAUACUGGAAAGGGUUUGCCAACAAUGGCAUGACAGACGAUCAACGAGCCGCUCUAGAUCCAACAUCACCAGAGUGGCUGUUACGUGUCAACGGCUCCAAGACACAUGUGAUUGGCCUCCUACUAUACACAACUCUGCUAUGGUUGCUUAAGGCUUGUUGGGUAGUUUACUACUCUCGUCUUACUGAUGGGGUUCACAAGAUGAAGCGAGUCAUCUUCUGGGCUAUGAUCAUCAUGCCCAUAACCUACGUUGCGUGUCUUUUGGUCGCAUUCAUGAAAUGCAUCCCGUUCCAAAAUCAAUGGCAGAUCAACCCGUCACCGGGUAUCACAGACUUCUACCUAAUGGCUAUCCCGCUUCCGAUGGUGUGGAAGUCCCAUCUUCCCUGGAGGAAGAAGGUCACUCUCAUGAUCAUGUUCAGCGGUGGCUUUCUCGAGAUGACGUUUGGUAUCCUUCGCUGCGUCUCGAUCCUUACAGUUGGCGAUACCGAUCCCGCUCAAUCAGGCUACUGGUCUGUCCGAGAAUCUUUCGUGUCCGUAGUCCUUACCAACAUGCCCAUGGUCUACCCCCUUUUCAAAAGCGUCAUAGACAAGAGCCGUAAUGCGAGUACCAACAAGAGCGGCGCCAUGGGAGACAGCCAGGGAUACCGCCUGGGCAGCUAUCCAGGCAAACCAGGGCCCCGAAGCCACCCUCUUUCCAUCCCAAAUGAGACAACAUGGGGAUCAGACGAACACAUAGUCUCUAGCAGUGUGGAGAAGAACAUUGCCGGCGGCGAGGAAGCUUCGAUUGGCUCUACCGAUAAGCCACAGAGCCCUUACUUGCCUCAAGGAUCAAACAUUGCGGAAGUUGCAGCAGAGCCUAUCAACAGCAACCGGCAAUCUAUGAGGGCAAGGCGGCAUCAACCUGAUGUCGAUCCCAACAAGAUUGUCGUCACGACGGAAUACACCAUUUCGAGAGCAACACCUGACCCGCAUGGGCCCAGGAUGGGGAGAUACUAA
Molecule: messenger RNA, 1191 nt
Organism: Colletotrichum fioriniae
Lineage: Eukaryota; Fungi; Ascomycota; Sordariomycetes; Glomerellales; Glomerellaceae
Source: RefSeq, a predicted model, not a curated record